AGUUGUGUUUUUAGGUGGCAGCACGCAGCAGCAGCUCGGAGGCGGGGGUUCGAGUCCUGAUGAGUGGGUGUGUUUCCGCUCUGCUCGAAUUCAGUGCGACGUUUUUAUUAAAGUAGAAAGAUGGCGGCUGUGCAUCUGAGGAUCGGGGAUUUGGUGUGGGGAAAGCUUGGCCGUUACCCACCAUGGCCAGGAAAGGUAGUGAGCCCUCCGAAGGACCUGAAAAAGCCCAGGGGCAAAAAAUGCCACUUUGUGAAGUUUUUUGGAACUGAAGACCACGCCUGGAUCAAAGUAGAACAGUUGAAGCCCUACCACGCCCACAAAGAAGAGAUGAUCAAGAUCAACAAAGGAAAGAGAUUUCAGCAGGCGGUGGACGCAGUAGAAGACUACCUGAAGAAGGCCAAGGGGAAAGAACAGAACUCUGAGGGUAAAGCAGAAUCCAAAGGAAAGAAAGCUUCUAACAAGCCCCUGAAGAUACUGGAUGAAGAUGAUGAGGACCUCAGCGCCCUGAAGGACCCAUCUGAGAAGGACCUAACUGACUCUGACCCCGAGCCGUCUGCUAUUGAGAGGCUGGGGGCUGGACCUGGCUCUGGAUUCAAAUGGGAGAGCAGUACGGUCAAAAACGAUCCACACUUUCACCACUUUCUGCUCAGCCAGUCUGAGAAGCCAGCCUCGUCCAUGGAGCCCAUUAGCAAGCGCCUGAAAAUCAUUGAAGAGGUCACAGGGUCAACUUCCAUCCAAGCAGCAGACAGCACAGCCAUCAAUGGCAGCAUCACACCCACAGACAAAAGGAUAGGUUUCCUGGGUUUGGGACUCAUGGGCAGCGGCAUCGUUUCCAACCUGUUGAAAAUGGGCCAUGUUGUGACUGUGUGGAACCGCACAGCAGAAAAGGUGAUCACAUCACGGGGGGGACGUUUCCUGGAGGCUCCAGUUUCAGGAAGCCAGCAGCUCUCCAACGAGGGGAUGUUGGUGAUCCUGGCGGCCGGUGACCGGACGGUGUAUGAGGACUGCAGCAGCUGCUUUCAGGCCAUGGGCAAGACCUCGUUCUUCCUCGGCGAAGCAGGCAAUGCAUCAAAAAUGAUGCUGAUCCUGAACAUGGUCCAGGGCAGCUUCAUGGCCACCAUUGCAGAGGGGCUCACUCUGGCCCAGGCCACUGGCCAAUCGCAGCAGACCUUCCUGGACAUCCUGUGCCAGGGCCAGAUGGCUAGCACCUUUGUGGACCAGAAAUGUCAAAAUAUUUUGCAGGGCAACUUUAAACCAGACUACUAUUUGAAACACAUUCAAAAGGACCUGAGGCUAGCCAUCUCCAUGGGUGACAUGGCCAACCAUCCAACCCCAAUGGCUGCAGCUGCCAAUGAGGUUUACAAGAGGGCUAAAGCCCUGGACCAGUCAGACAACGACAUCUCUGCGGUCUACAGAGCCUACAUCCACUAGAGCCAGGUGUGACCCAUCCUCUGGACCACAGUCUUUAAUCACUUCUUUCUUUUGUCUUUAAUGAAUUUUAUUUGAAGUUUUAGUGGGUCUGUUUUCAUUUAGCCCCAGUGCUAGCCACGUUACACCCCCACCCCCCCUCAAGUCCUGGGACCGUCGCCCUUUGAGUUGUACUUUUCGUUUUUUUAAGAGGCCACCUUGAGCGUUGCACUGACCAUACUGGGAGGAUAGACGUGCUCCUGAUGAGGUUCACUACUGCAGUUUCAAUGACAGGCAUCAAGUCUGGGCAAUGUGCUGUGGGGGGUCCAGUCCCACAAACUGCUGUCAGCUGUUGUGAAAACAGAAAGCCUAAAAAUGUCUUCUUUUCUUUGCUGUGUAUUUAAUUGAGUGUAAUCUUUUCUUUUAAUGUUUAGAAGUCGGUGAGGAAACGACCCCACCAAGAGCAUGCCGCUGCAUUGCCUUAACCUUUGCCCCCCCUCCCCUGUGCUUCAUCUGUAUUUAUUUCAGCUGUUGGUGCAGCAUCACCACAGCUGCUUCUUCCUGUGUUUCAUCAGAGUAAUGUGUAUUUAGGCCUUCAAAUGCAGUAAGGAUAGAUUGUUCUUUUCAACAAAAUGUGUGAUUUUCACAUUUAACAUCAUUUCUUUAGUUUGGAAGAGUUCUCAUUUUACUGCUCUGAUCAUCUAUUUAAGUUGUCUUUAAGUUAAUAAUUGAGCCCCAUUGUCAGUAAUCUUUCUCCUUUGGGAUGCUGAUAAAAGAUGAGAAAGACUAUUAAAAAUUCCCUUUGUGUUUUUUUUAUGGAUUUCAACUCAUUCAGCUGAGCUUUGGUGAAACUGUUACAAACUCACUUUGGUCUGGUUCUUGUUACAUUUUCAUGAACAGCCCAUCAGAACCUGAGUCCAGAUCUCUAACAGGUCUGUUUGAGCUUCAGCUGAGCACAUCUCAACUGUACAACUAGUUCACAAUGUUUUACACAAACCUGAAGUGACCAAUAAAAAUCAAUUUCAUCUGA
Nematolebias whitei (Rio pearlfish) is the source of this 2437-nucleotide messenger RNA. RefSeq names its product glyoxylate reductase 1 homolog (Arabidopsis) (gene glyr1). NCBI's taxonomy places the organism in Eukaryota, Metazoa, Chordata, Actinopteri, Cyprinodontiformes, Rivulidae. The record is from RefSeq and is a predicted model, not a curated record. Gene Ontology annotation, molecular function: NAD binding; oxidoreductase activity, acting on the CH-OH group of donors, NAD or NADP as acceptor; NADP binding.